Messenger RNA from Ylistrum balloti, 10344 nucleotides. RefSeq lists its product as uncharacterized. Bases 1 to 906 code for a protein of 301 amino acids. The transcript has 6 exons. The record is from RefSeq and is a predicted model, not a curated record. NCBI's taxonomy places the organism in Eukaryota, Metazoa, Mollusca, Bivalvia, Pectinida, Pectinidae.
AUGACGCUAGCUCACAUCAUUAAAAUCAACAUGGCGACAACAGGAAAAGAUGAGAUUAUGAUACUCAACCCUGAUCCUCCUCCCAAGAAAGGCACGGAAAGUGUCUCCGCUACAAAGUUAUCCCAGAAACUUCAGAAAUUAAUGUUAAGAUUGAAGGGUGAGUGUAUGCAGGAGGAUGGAAAAGGCGUAGACUAUUCCAAGAUCAAAGAUUCUCCAAGUUUCACUGCAUACAAGGAGGAGCUUGCUCAGCUGCAUAAUGUUGAUCUGUCAGAACUGACAGAUUCACAGAAAAAAGUCUUCUUUAUCAAUCUAUAUAAUGCUUUGACUAUACACGGCCUUAGUGUACUGGACACCCUGCCCAACUCAGUACUUGACAUCAGUCAUUUCUGGAAAAGAACAUGCUACAAGAUUGGAAAGCAUGUUUACAGCCUUGAUAACAUGGAACAUGGCAUUCUCAGAGGUAACCGACCACACCCUGCCACUACAGACAAGCCCUUCAAAGCUGAUGACCCCAGACUUGUAUAUGCGUUAAAACAACUAGACCCUCGCAUUCACUUUGCUCUGGUCUGUGGAGCAGUGUCCUGUCCAGCUAUUAAUGUUUACACUGAGGCUAACAUUGAUACUGCCCUGGACUCUGCUACCAAGAGCUUCUGCAUACAGGAGGUGUCCAUGUUUAAUGAGGUGGAUGAAAUCUGGCUCUCCCGCAUUUUUCAGUGGUACAGGCUGGACUUUGGUACGACAGAGGUCGAUGUCAUCAAAUGGACCAUGCCAUACCUAGAGAAAAGUAAAGCAGAUCGUGCCCAUGUCAUCCUGCAAAAAUUACAGAGUGUCGGAAGAGUGAACAUAAAAUACAAUGAGUAUGACUGGAGAUUAAACAUCCCUGGAUCACGACCUAUUAACCUUUGAACAGGUCAAAAGUCAUGCCCUGUCAAAACCACGUGAAAGAAAAAGUUGAUGUUUUGUGAGAUGAAUCAUCAGGAUCUUCAAAUCCCUAAAGGAAGAGAUAAAAGCUAUGUUAAUAAGUUAUUAUUGGACAAGUAUAGUUACCACAAUUGAUUCAGGGGAAUCAACAUUACAAUGUUUAUGUGAAUCUCUAAACACAUAAAAUCAACUUUAACUCUUACCUUACACUAAUCGUGCACUCACAAAUUUACUUGUCAGUAGAUAAGUUCAUCCUGUACGGAUAAAUAUGAAGAAAUUAACUUAAAAAAAAAAGAAACUUCCAUUUAAUUGAUAUAUAGCAGGUACAUGAUAUCUAGCUAGAGGCAAUAUGUCUGGUAUUUUUGUUCGCUCUCGGAUAUAAUCAAUAAGCUUAGUGCAAAAUCUCAAAAUGUUUGCUAUUGUUGACUUGAUGUGACCUCUCUCAUAGAGAUGUCAGCCUGCAUGUUAGAUGUAACCAUGCAUUGUAAUGCAGAAAAGCGUAAUGAUGGUAGAUCAGUCAUAUAGACAUCUUUUGAUAUUAUGAUAUCAGAUAUUCCUGUAAAAAGCAAUAGAGUAGUUAAUAUAUUUAAUAGGAAUAGAAUACAGUCAUGCAAGCCGAUGAAACAAUAUAUAAUUCAACAGCUCCUUUUUCUUCAAAUGAAGAAAAUUGGAUCACAUAGUAUUAUAUCACAAGCAAUCUUCCAUAUUUCCAUUGUUGACGGCUUUGAUUGUUAUGAAUGUUAAAGACUUUACUCUGAUGUUGUAUGGUGGAAGAUGUUCACGACAAAUUCCCUUGUUCCGUAUAUAUUUUCUGAGGCUGAAGUUUGUCCUUGUUGUUUUAACUGGUUAUAUUUAUCGUAUUGUUGAGAGUCCCUCGUUGUGUAUAAUUAUGAUAUUCAUCGUCACGCCACCAACUUAUGCAAGCUUUGCUGGUUCUGAUUCCUCGGAGGACAAACCUGAACUCUUCAUUGGUAUGUUAUCCACCAAAAUUUUUCAAAUUGCCAUAAAAUUACUAGUUUUGAUUUUUAUUACAGCAUUCUCCCCUUUUUUUGUUAACAAAGUUUAGUAGUUUUAACUUUUCAAGAAGUCUUGAUUAGUUCUGUGUAUCAAGUUUGAUAAGUUUUUUUUAUAAUUCUGCAUGCCAUAAAAGAUUAUUAGAGAUUUGGAUUAGAGGUGUUAUGGAAAGGCUAGAAAUAUAUUGCAGUCAUAAUAUGUUUAAAACAUUCCCGGUGAAUGUAAUUUAAAUUAUUUAGACGUUGGCUAAUUUUGAAAUAACUAGUUUAUAAUCAAAUGGGAAAUGUAUGGACAGUCUCAGCAUUAUUUAACAUUAUCCUAGGAAAUUGUUUUUUUAUUUUCUUACUCAAAGCUUGUAUUUUUAACAGUCUAUAUAAAAUUUCCACCAACUUCAGGUAGGUAAUAAAAAAAUAUUAACAGAAGUUAUAACAUUUCCCACCCAACUUAUAUUGUUGAUAGGCAUUUAUGUGUGUUACAUUAUAACCAUUUACUCAGCAUUAAUAAAUAACCAAGUGGUAACAAAGGUGCCACUAUCCCUAGUCAUAUUUUUAUUUGAAAGGUACAAUAGACAAGACCUAAAGGGAUGGUCUGGUGGUGCAAAUAUCUUACAGUGUGUGAAGAGAAGCAAUGGACUUUGUAGAUAGCUGUUCUAAUUAAUCCUAAAAAAGAAGAUGAACACUGGUUUAACUUUUCUCAAAACAAAAGGCUCAAUAUUUCCUUUAUUUCUGAUCAAUGUUUUGUAUGAUACAUCAGAUUUCUCCUGGUUCUUAAAACAGAGAUAUUUUAGCUAAACAUGAAAUAAUUUUUCAUCAGUCAGUUUGAAAAGAAGGGUAGAAAUGCUAAAUCAGUAUGAGGCUUUACAGCUGUACAGUAUGAUAUGGUUUUAAUGAAUUGUUUAACAUUUAACUCAAGACUGAACUUCUUAAUGAGUAUUUUGAUCAACAAAUUCAAUAUUGAUGGAAAUGCAUGUGAGGUUAAAUAGUAACAUUAUUUUGUCUGUUUGUUACUGGUAUAUAUAAUAACUAUUCAUUGUCAUUGAUCAGGUUAGUCUUAAGUUAAUCAUUAGUAUUAUUAACUACUCUGACUAAAACGAGUUAAUCAGGUCAGUCUGUGGUUAAACAAUGACAUAAUUAACUAGUCAGAGUGUAGCAAGUUAAGUAGGUUAGUCUGUGGUUAAACACUGGUAAUCACAUCACAAUAAAGGUAUAUAUAUAUAUAUGUAUAAGUUCUAGUGCAAGAAUUUUUGUUUUAUUCUUAUUUAUCACUGUGUUAAUUAUUGAAAUAAGAUUUAUAAUAACAAAUUAAAAAGAAAUAGUUUGUGUAAUUAUUUUAUUGAAUUAAGUGGUGAAUGUCUAAUGAGUUGUAUUUUUCUAUGCAAUGACAUAGGCACAUGUUAAUGUAAAGAGAAUCGUUAAUGUUAGUAGUUCUAAUGGCUGUAUUAACUAAGCAUGGACUCCAUCUUCUUUUGAUUGCGAUGUAAUUAAUUGAAAUCAGAUCUCUCACUUCUUCACACCAUACAACUUGUUACAUGUUAUGAGGUAUGAUGUGAAAUGAGAGAUUCGAUUUUAAUGAGAUUCAUUAUGACUGGAUAUCAUCUACCUUUGCAGUAACUGUAAUUUAACAAAAUGCUUGUGUUAAGUUGAUACUGUAUAAAGGUCAUUUUGCAUUUAUUUAUUUUGCUUUUAAUAUUCAAGCUAAUGUUUUGUUGUUUUGAUUUUACAUUUCAGAGUCUAAUCUUUUAAUGAUUGUUGAUCAAAGUCUUUUGUUGGAAACAUAUCUUCAUGGUUCUUGAAAUUCUAAGUGAAUAUGAAUGUAUAUAAAAAAGGGGAAACCAGAUUGUGAUAGUAAGUUUAAUAUAAAGACAUGAGAUGACAAACUGUAUACAAAGAUUAAUGCUAUUCUUAUAGAUUUUGUGUGUGUAUGACCACAGCUCUUACUAGUCUAUGCAUUGUCUUCAUUGUUCUGCGUCAGGUGCAUUUUUGUGAUACUACUGAUUCAAUUUAAAUCUACGCAAAUCAUGAAGUAUGGUUACAUACUAUAUACCUGUGACUUGCAAAAUACAGGUGAUUAUAUGAUAGGGCACAGGUAUGUAAAGAUGGUUUUUACCAUGUUAAGACAUAUGUGUAAACCUUAUACAGAUUUACGCAAUAUAUUUCCUACCAAUACCUCUGAGAUCCCUACAUGUGUAGGCUACCAUCAUUUAUUUGUUACCUUUUUUUGCAUUUACACUCUGUGAUGCUGAUUUGUGAUUUGUUUUGUUUGUUUAUUGUUUUGAAAACUGAUGUUUGGAAUGGGUAUUUUGUACACCUUGCAUGAAAUUUCAGGAAGUACAGUGUUGAUUUUCAUAUUUAUGUUAAAAAAAAAUUUAGUAUAAAAUUGGUUUGUGUUGUCUUUGAUAAGGUUUCCUCUUGUCCAUUGUUCAAAAGGUAUUGAGUUAAUGUAAAAAUUGUGUUCUGUUCCACUGAAUUCUGUACACUGCAAUACAUCAUCACUGCCAACAACACAUAGCAACUUAAAAAAAGGGGAGGGGAUAAUGAUCUAGAGUUUUUACAAAAUUUAUCUAAACAAAAGGCUCGCCACUGUUGUCUUUUUUUACUCUGGCCAAACAAUAAAUUAUCUUGAAUGAGGAGGAGGAGGAGUGUGGGGUGGGUUGGAGGUAACUGAUAACUUUAACUCUAACAUAAUCAUUAUUACUUAUGUCUUGGUUAUGUGGUAUUUCACUUAUGUGGAAUGACAGGGUUUAGGACACUGGUAUAGUUACUUAUUGUGCUCUGUCCAUUGUUUUUGUUCAAUUUAUAUGGCAUCAAUUUUUUUACUUAUUAAUGUAUGAAAAGACAAGGAGCCUAGGAUGAUGGCAAUCAUGUUGGUGCAAAAGAACAAUUUUAAUCAAUUUUUUUUUAUGAUAAAACAAACAAAUGAAUGAAGAGAUUUCAAGAAAUUCUUCUGAAAGUAACAUUGUUCAAACCGUUGCCUUAUCUAUGUUAUAUUACAUUAAAUGGAACAGUUCUGUAUCAUGAGAGUCACUUAAUCAGCAGGAUUAGAAAAAAUCUUAUUCAUCAUCAACCUGUGGAAAAGUUAAAGCUGCAAAAACCCAGCAAACUAGUAUUUUUGCGAUCUUUCUCCUUGGGUUGAGAUCCCCCUCUUAUCCUCAAGGGGACGAAUCAAUCUUUGGUAUCCAGAUACAUUAGUAAAACGUCGGAGAAAAAGGGUGUCUGUCUCAUGCUUCAUGCAGCAGAUAUUUAAAAUCCGGUAUUAGUUAUGCAGUAAUAUGUAGUCUAUCACUAGUCUUGAAAAUUAUCAGGAAUUAUUAUUGGUAUAUAAUUUUGAUAUGUUGGUGUUAAGUAAUAUAUACCGGUGGGGGUAGACUAAUGUUUACCUUCAUAAUUAGUUCCUAUUUACUGGGUUGAUGCUAGUUUUUCAAAUUCUUUAACUUAUAUGUAACAUUUACAAUGUCUCCUUAUGGAAGUAUGAAAUUAGUAGUUAUUAGUAGAAAAUUUCCAUAAAAUAAGAUGAUUGGUUGAUUACAGAAUUUUUUGUCUUCUUGAUUCUACCUAUUGCUAGGCAUUGUCUCACUGACCGUAUGUGUGAAAUCAACUGUGUUGGUUUAAAGUGAUGAUAAUUUUCUUGCUGUUUUUAUUGAAGAAAUGGAAAAAAUCUAUAAUUAAUUGGUAAUCGAAUCUUAAAAAUCAAUAAUUGUUAAAAACAUUGCUGACAGUUCACAUGUUGAAAUACCUAUUCUAUAUGAUAGUUAGUGUAUGGUCAUUUUUCCUAAUUGUAGUUAGUAAAUCUUGGAUUCUGUGUAUACUAAUAAUAAUUUCUAGACUUCUGUUCCUAAAAAUAGUUUUAUGACUUAACCUACAUAUUGUUACUUUUAAUAUAUUGACUUAUAUAUAUAUAUAAUUAUAUAACUUGUGUGUGGUGCUGUCAAUUAAUUCAUAUAUGCCAAUUUUGCCCUCUUUUUACAUUUUGAUGUACAUUAUCCACCAGCACAUAAUUAACAUGUCUGAUUUAUUGAUGGUGAUGGUGCUUUAUAUCUGUGCAUUUUGUGUAAUUACAGUAAACAAGGUAAUCAGUCCUUUGUAAUUUUAGAUUUUGAUAUAAAUUUUUAUUAUGAAGGUUGGAAUUAAUUAAACAAAAAACAAUUAGUAGAAAAAAGUAUUGUAGUUAAAAUUUGUGACAUUAAGAUUGAAAUUUAUGUUUAAAUUAAUGAAACUAAAUGUAAUCAAUAGAAUUGUUUGUAAGGACUUCGGGAAUUCAUUUAAGUGUGAAAAACGUUUGACCAAAAUAGAAAUCAAAAGUAUCUACCAGUUAUGUGUAUGAUUUAACUAGCUCUAAAGAUUGUUACUUUGUUGGAUUUACCUCACAUGGUCUGCUUGACACAAAAGAUCAAUAGUCAGCACAUUCAAUUUGUAACAAAGAAUUCUGUACAGUAAAUAUUCAUUGUGUCCAAAUCUUGGUUUUUAAAAUAUGAUAUUUUAUUAAACUUUUGUAGAUAAAUUCUGUAUUGAAAUGAUAAAUAUUUGUCUAACUGGGAUGACAAUUGUUAAAGAUGACAAUGACUCUGAUUGUCCGGAUAUGUCAGGACACUGAUGUCAGGAACAAUAGAGUGACCCUGAAAUGUUUAUCAUAUUUUGAGUUAUUGAGCUUUUAAUUGUAAAAAUCAGAAUGAAUUAGUCUUUAGAAAAAGGAUGCCCCAACAGUCCUGGUUUUAAGAUAUGUCAAGGUAUAUCAUGAUUAUGCUGUCUCAAAUUCAGUUUUGUUUGCCAUGCAUAAAGCAGAGACAGCACUAUGCAAAUUUCCAAACAAAAUAAGGUUAAUUCUCUAGAGAGAGUUAAUCAAUUUAAUGGAUUACUGGCCUGAUAUUGCCACUGAUAAAUCUGUUGCUUUCAUUUCAUAUUUGUUCUAGCUGAUUUGAAACAGUUUUACAUGUCUUAACAGAUAAUUAAUGUUUCACGGUCACACCUUUAGUUUGAAUGGUAUAUGGUUUAGAUAGAAAUAUAUCAUAUGUAUGGUACACUUAUUACACUUACCAUAUCUUAACACAAAUAAACACUGUCCCCUAGUGAGAAAAUAUUGACUGAACAAAGGGAGGUGGCUUAUUUGUGAGCAGAGUCAGCCAUCUUGGAUAAUUGUCAUACCUUACUUUGAUACCUGGUAUUAUGGUAAAUCAUGGAUUAAUAACUCACCGGUACAGAUCACGAAUGUGACAAAUGUCUUGACACAAAUUAUCAACCCCAUGAUUCAUGUGUGAUGCUUACAAUAUUCUGAGUAUGUAUGUAUAAGGCACAGAAGGUGAGGUUUGGAUUUUGUGCCAAGUCCAUGUUAGAUAGCAAAGAUACACAAUAUAGACGAUAGAAAAAAUUUGUAAACUAAGGUGAGUUUUAUUUACAUUAAAUUAAUCAAAAUAAGACAUUCCAAAGAUAUAAAGUAUGAUCAAAUUGUGUUUAACAGUUGUUAAUCAGUGUUUUUAAGAUGUCCCAAGACAAAAUGUAUAAUCUACUCUUAUUUGUUUUAUACCAAUGUAAUAGAUAAUCUGAAAGAUUCUCUUUAUAUUUACAUUCAUCAAAUCUUAGUAGGUUCAAAGAGUAGAUAUUACUUAUCUCAGAAACGAAAAUGGUAAAACUUUACAAAAUCUUUGCUUAUUUUUUUUAAGUAGGAACUGUAUAUAUGUGGAAUCAACUAUUUCCUGACAAAGAGUGUGAAACUGACAACAGAUUUCCAUCUUUUCUUAGUAUCUCUGUAUUCCCCAUAUCUUGCCUGUGUAGGAGAUUUUAGUACUUGUAAUAUCUGUAUCACUAUACCUCCAUUCCAGUAUAGCCAAAUCAUUCGUAAGGGCAUUACCUGUUAUCAUUGUUUAUACAACAACUGAUGAAAUAAGAUAUUAGAUAUGCCUAGUCACAUUUUGAAAUGUAAGUUUAAACUUUAGACAUUUUAGAUAUUAGGAUAGAUACUGAUAGACCUUAGGCAAAUUAGAUACAGCUAGUCACAGUGGAAUAAAUUGGAAGGAAGAUUAUAUUCAAUUCUCAAAUCAUGAUUUUGAGAAACUCAUGCUGAAGUAUUCUUUAGAGUGUUUACAGAACAAAUUACUAAAUACUUAGAUGUGUGUCAAAAUAUGUGUUUCUUUAGAAGUGCUCCUACAGUUUAUUUCAUACCACAUAUUAUGAUUUUGAUAAAAUAUCUGAACAAAAAAUGUUUUCUCUUUGAAGCUAUACUACGUGGUUAAUAAUAUAUAGAAUUUGUGCAUGGAAUUGUUUUUAUGUCAUAUAGAAUAUUACCAUACUUUCUUUUCUGUAAAUUUUCAAAAAAUGAUCAUUAUGCUUUCUCUGUGUUUUCUUAUUAAGGCUUUCACUGUAAUUAUUUCUCACAUAUAUUUGUAGACAUCAUUAGUUUUCUUGCUUAGUUGAUAAAUAAUGAUUUGUGUUCUGAGUUUUUAAGUCACAAUCAUGUCCACCUCUCUGGAUCUCUAGAUGUGUUACUUUACAUGAUGUGCAUGUACACACCAUCUAUAAUCUACUAACUGGUAGUCAUUGUUGUUGCCUGGGUUUACUUAUUGGUGGGUUAGUUGAGUCUACUUAAGGUUGGGUCUAUGUAUUCCUAAUGGUUGGUUGAUUGAGUCUACUAAGUCCUAAUUUUUUUUAGGUCUGUAUUCCUUAUGGUUGGUUGGGUCUUCUUAGUCUUAUGGUUGGUCUUCACUUGGUUCUAGUUGUUUCAAUGAUAGUCCUCGUGGAUCUGCUGAUGUGUUAAAUAUAUCAUACAAUUCUUCAAUCUUGAUCCCCCAAAUUGUAUAUGAUAGUGAGUGUGGAUCCGCUGACAUUUUUACUAUAGUUAAUGAAUAUCAAUCUCCAGAUGUGUUAACUAUAGUAGGUCUGUGUGGAUUCCCAGAUGUGUUUACUAUAGUUAGUCUGUGUGUAUUCCAGACCUGUUUACUACAGUUGAUCUGUGUGGAUUCCCAGACCUGUUUACUACAGUUAAUCUGUGUGGAUUCCUAGACCUGUUUACUAUAGUAAAUCUGUGUGUAUCCCAGACCUGUUUACUACAGUUAAUCUGUGUGGAUUCCCAGACCUGUUUACUACAGUUAAUCUGUGUGGAUUCCCAGACCUGUUUACUAUAGUAAAUCUGUGUGGAUUCCCAGACCUGUUUACUAUAGUGAAUCUGUGUGUAUCCCAGACCUGUUUACUAAAGUUAAUCUGUGUAGAUUCCCAGACAUGUUUAUCAUAGUCUGUGUGGAUCCCUAGAUGUAUUUAAUGUAAUUAGUCUGUUUGGGUCCUAUCCCUGUUUUUCCCUAUUACCAAAGACUUUAAGACCCUGGCUGCUGUCAUAGUCCAAUAAUAUCACCUUCAUAUAUUUUAAAUUCAUUAGCUGGCACAGGAUUGAGCAUAUCACUCUUAGCCUUCGGCUAGCACAGGGCAUAUUUAGAUAUGUGGAGAAGGCCAAUAACCAUAAGUUCAAACAGAUCAUACUGAAUUUACAGGCUUUUAAAUUUUAGAUAUAGCUGAUCCAGUUGACAAGUGACUGUAGGAUGGGGACUGGAUGUACAAUCAGAGUGGAUAUUUAAUUCAAGCUCUACCUGUUCCAAUAUAGACACAGCAGUUUAAAUUGAUCUAGAGCUUCCUGGUAAAUAUUUACAGAUCAUUAUCAGGUUGUUGCCUGGUUUACCUGUUGAUAGAGAAUCAGCUCAUGUGGAAAGACUUUUAAUGCUUUGUUAAAAUCAACCUCUGAUUUCUAUACCUGGUAGAAAUAAGUCCUCUUAAAAUAAGAAACAAUAACAUAGUGUUUCAGUGACAAUUACCACUAUCUUUUUUUUUUUUUAAAGAGAUUGAACUGAUCACUUCUUUUAUUUUUGUUUUGUUUUUUUUUUUUCUAUAUUUUCUUCAGGUUGGUAAUAUCAAUAGAAUAGAAAUUCUUAAAACACAAACCAUCUCAUACACUACGUACGUCAGUGCUAGUAUGCUCCCCACUGGUCAUUUGUUGUAUGAAGAUGAUGGUGCCGUCAUCGAAACAUCACACUCUAAUCUUCUAUAAGAUAUUUAUUAUAUUCAUCAUGUCAUUAUUUUUUUGCUCAAAAAAUUUACACACAGCUACUGAGUCACAUAUUUUGAGCACAAUAGAUGGUAAAAAUUGUGUAUCCUCAGUACAGGAUACAAGAAAGAAUUGAUGAAAACUAUUUUACUGAUAUUACAUUGUGAUAUUUAUGAAUUAUACUGCAUGCAAUGUAUUCUAUAUUCAGCAAUGUGUGAUACCUGGAUUUUAUCCAUGUUACAUUCGUAUCUAUUUCACAAUUAUUUUACCUGUAUUGAUUUAUAAGUGUAUGGACAAUUCAAGGUUAAUUUACUUUAUAUAUACUACUUAAAUGGUGUGAGUUUAAUAUUUGACAUGAUUUCCUUGUUGAAUAAAUAAUCUUUCCUUCAA